AGCCCAUACCCAGCCCACCCUUCUUCCUCUCACACACACCGCAGCGCCGUCGCUCCACCCCUCCGCCGCCGUCGUCUCGCCGUCACCUCCUCCUCCCCCCUGCUCUCCUCGGGCUCGGACCAGAGCGCGCUAGGGCCCAGUCGGCAGGGAAGCAGCGGCCUUCCCAUCCCUUCUUCCCCUCCGGAGAGAGUGUCGCCGGCGAGGCGGCCACCUCACCGCCGCCACCAGUAGACCACGACCCCGAGGCCGGCCACGGCGACUAGUUCCAGUAGCGGGUAAACCUCGGGUCGGGUCGACGUCAAGCAUCUCAGGUACCGCGCUACAUCCCAUCCCAUCCCACGGGAAGAAUAAAUUUCUCCCCUUUUUUACUACUUCUUCGCUACUAGGCUGUACUGCUCGCAAUACGCAUCGUCCUCUGCUCUCCGCUGAAUUGAUCAAGAAAGCAACGCGAUUCAGCUCAUGUACACCUCUCCACGGACAAAGAGAACUGGCAGACGCACUGAACGGAUUUCACCCUGUGUGUGAAAGUAUUGUUGCUUUUCCAUUGCUAAUUCAGGAGAAACACAUGAGGCCAUUGCCACUUCAGUGACUCUUAUUAUCAGUAUACGCUGUGUUUGAUCGCUAGGCGUGGAGCUCUGUUGCGCGUGCAGUUGUAAUAAUAUCAAGCAAGGCAAUACUGGUGACUUGAUUUUUGUUGGUGAUGGAUUGUGGUACCUCUAGCAAGAGACGAGUGGAAGCCCCGGGAGAGGGGGAGAGCAGCGGCAAGAGGCAGAGUGUCACCAUGGGGAUGGACGCCCUCGACUGCCCCGUCUGCUUUCAUCCCCUCAGACCUCCGAUAUACCAGUGUUCCGUGGGGCAUUUCAUAUGCUCUUCUUGCCGUCCCAAGCUCGUGCGCAACAAUUGUCACUUAUGCUCUGCUGAAACUACCUUCAAGCGCUGUUUAGGGAUGGAGCGUCUCAUGGAAUCAGUCAUGAUCCCUUGCUCCAAUGCAAAAUAUGGAUGCGCAGAGAAGCUCACCUACUACCAGAAAGAAGAGCACGAGAAGGCAUGCCCGAGCGCCCCAUGUUUCUGCCCGGCGUCCGGCUGCAGCUUUGCAGGGCCAACAGACGCCCUCCUUGAACAUUCCGCCUCCCAGCACAAGUGGCCGUGUACAACCAUCAAAUACUCUGAAGAUGUUAAGUUCACCCUAGAACCAGGUCUACAUUUUCUUCGUAUCAAAGACAGGGAAAUUUUCCUGCUCAACGUGGCACUAGAGCCAUUCGGGCAUGCCAUCUCUGUCGUCUGCAUCCAACCUAAAGCUACAAACUCCAAGUUCAAGUGUAGGAUGUCCUAUGGUUCCUUUUUGACCGACUAUUAUCAGAUAUCAGUUUACAAGAUACGAAGCUCAUCAUUGUCUGAUGGGCUACCGAAGGGAUACAACUUAAUUCUUCCCAAGGAUGAGAUAGCUGAUGAUGGAAAGGGUAACUUGCUUACGUUCUCCAUCGAUGAUCCUAAUCCUAAAGUAAAGGUGCAUGAGCCCAUAUGUCUGAAACCAGUACGCGGUGUAUGAUUGAAGUGGCAAGGUUCAGCGUGGACCUUCGUGGCCUUCACUGUCUGCGUUUCACGACUUGUAUAUGCUAAGAGGCUUUAUGAUCCCAGACUCUGCUUCGUGCCUUCGUAGUUGUUUCAAUGAAGUGCACUCUGUUUUGGUGUUCCAGUUCAUGUAAGGAAUGUUUUCCUGAUUUGGGAGGCGUCUGAUCAAAUAUUUGAUGCUAUGAAAAUUGUGACACCGCCGUGCAAUUGUGUCUGAAGUACUAAAUGAUCAUUUGGUUCUGCUGA
Aegilops tauschii subsp. strangulata is the source of this 1818-nucleotide messenger RNA. NCBI's taxonomy places the organism in Eukaryota, Viridiplantae, Streptophyta, Magnoliopsida, Poales, Poaceae. The record is from RefSeq and is a predicted model, not a curated record.